AUGGGCGAACUUGGCCGUAAGCUUGGAUUGGACGAGUUGUCUGGUGGGGCGGCGAGCAUCACCAAGGCAUUACUCGCCGAGUUCGUUGGUAAUCUGCUUCUAAAUUUGUUCGGAUGCGGCGCCUGCGUGAACAUCGCGCAGGGCUCCACUGCAGCACCUAACAUCGUGCUCAUAGCUCUGGCUUUCGGACUUGCAGUUUUCGCUAUCGUCUCUGCUAUAGGCCACGUGUCGGGCGGGCACGUGAACCCGGCGGUCACAGUGGGCUUGGCUUCAGCCGGGCGGGUUAAGCCUGCCCGCGCCGUGCUCUACGUGAUAGUGCAGUGCGCUGGCGCCGCCGCUGGCUCGGGGCUCCUCAAGGCUUUCACCCCGGACCGGGCGGCUGGCUCCCUCGGGGUCACUGGCCUCGGCGCUGACGUCACCCAGCUCCAAGGCUUCGGCAUCGAGUUCUUCCUCGGCUUCGUGCUCAUCUUCGUCGUCUGCGGAGUGUGCGACGCCAACAAGCCCGACAGUAAGGCGACUGCACCCCUGGCCAUUGGGCUCACGGUCACCCUGGGCCACCUCCUCGCCGUGGACUACACGGGGUCCGCCAUGAACCCAGCCCGCUCGUUCGGUUCCGCACUGGUCGCCAACAUUUGGAACGACCACUGGGUGUACUGGGCGGGCCCAAUUGCUGGUGGCAUCGCCGCGGCACUGCUCUAUGUCCACGGCUUCUCUGCGCCGCCGCCGGACAACAGUGCUUCACCUCGCUACAGGCCCGUGGCGGGUGACGAAAAGGAGCUCAAGAGGUUGGACGGCAAAGGAGAGGACUUGGCC
Molecule: messenger RNA, 813 nt
Organism: Iphiclides podalirius (scarce swallowtail)
Lineage: Eukaryota; Metazoa; Arthropoda; Insecta; Lepidoptera; Papilionidae
Source: the annotation of a GenBank genome assembly